This is a messenger RNA of Cynoglossus semilaevis (tongue sole), 4916 nucleotides long. It is a transcript of the gene gabra1, whose product is annotated as gamma-aminobutyric acid type A receptor subunit alpha1. Gene Ontology annotation, biological process: monoatomic ion transmembrane transport. The transcript is spliced from 10 exons. The coding region runs from base 826 to 2211 and encodes 461 amino acids. Gene Ontology annotation, molecular function: extracellular ligand-gated monoatomic ion channel activity; GABA-A receptor activity. Gene Ontology annotation, cellular component: membrane. The record is from RefSeq and is a predicted model, not a curated record. Lineage: Eukaryota; Metazoa; Chordata; Actinopteri; Pleuronectiformes; Cynoglossidae.
GAUAUUUUAUUGCAGAGAACGACUGGUUUCCUCAGCACACGCUGGUGAGGGAGCACGAUUUCCUUAAAAUUAUGUAGGUGGCUUUCUCCUUACGCGCAACCGAGCCGUGAAAACCCAUUAUGUUAGGCAUCCUUGUGAGAAUUACUAUCCGUUUUAUAACUGCCACUCUUGUCCUUGUGAUGUUUCUGUCUGCUUUAAGUGCGUGGCGAUUUUUCUUUUGGCAAAUACCGUUAUUUAAUCUGGAAAGCAUCACGCUGACGUGAGAUGGUGAGGCAGAGACGGCUUAAGGGAGGAAAAAACACGGGAUCCCAUUUGAGAAUGUAAGAAGAAUUUUAUUUAGAGGCUACAGAAGAGAGACUAGGGCGACAGCAGGGGAAGUUAAACUGUGGUGCAUAUAAAAUGGGCGGGCUAGUCCGUAUAUUAGAAUGGUACAGCCUAUUUUUAUAAAAAAAAAAAGAUGGUCUGCGCUUGAAGAUAGGAUGUGUGCCAUGCGCUAUAAUUACUAGAUCAAGUGAAAUUUGGUUAGAGAUAUCGGUUCACCGUCCACAUCUGUGAGUUGAGAAGAAUUUUUUUUGUUGCUGACAGACUGACAGAGUUCAACUCACUACAGCAGCACCAAUGAACAGUGCGAGAGACCUGCGCAUAUCGUCAGCAGCCACUUCUCCAGCCUCAAGCUAAGAUUCGUUGAAUCCGAAAUCACUGAGGAUUUUUUCCUCAUUCAGUUCAGCUAGAAACGAUUUUCCCCAAAAGUUUGAGGACAUAGGCAUCGGACACCGAAUAUAACCGACGCCCUUCUGCUCAGUGAAAGGUCCUCAUAUCGCAGCUAUGUGUGGAUGGAGCAGGAGAGCCUUUCUCUAUCUGUGGGCUUGUUUGCUUGUUGCCAACAGCGUAUUGAGUGGGAAAAGCUCUGGGCAGAAUGGUAUGACAGAUGAACAGAAAGAUAACACUACGGUUUUCACCAAGAUCUUAGAUAGCCUUCUGGACGGCUAUGACAAUCGCCUCAGGCCAGGACUAGGAGAGCGUGUAACUGAAGUCAAGACUGACAUUUUCGUGACUAGUAUUCGAACCACGACAUCCCACCUGCAGGAGUACACCAUUGAUGUCUUCUUCAGACAGAGUUGGAGGGAUGAGAGACUGAGGUUCAAAGGCCCCAUGUCAGUGCUUCGUCUCAACAACCUGAUGGCCAGCAAGAUCUGGACCCCAGAUACCUUCUUUCACAAUGGAAAGAAGUCAGUGGCCCACAACAUGACCAUGCCCAACAAAAUGCUGCGAAUUGAAGAGGAAGGCACUCUGCUCUACACUAUGAGGCUUACGGUGCGAGCAGAAUGUCCUAUGCACCUGGAAGACUUCCCAAUGGACGCUCAUGCAUGUCCACUGAAGUUUGGAAGCUACGCCUACACUCGAGCCGAGGUGGCGUAUGUGUGGACCAGAGGAGCUGCCCAGUCUGUGGUGGUGGCAGAGGACGGUUCCAGGUUAAACCAGUAUGAUCUGAUGGGACAGAGUGUGGAUUCUGGGGUGUUGCAGUCCAGCACAGGAGAGUAUGUGGUGAUGACAACCCAUUUCCACCUGAAGAGGAAAAUUGGUUACUUUGUGAUCCAGACGUACCUCCCCUGCAUCAUGACUGUCAUCCUUUCCCAAGUCUCAUUUUGGCUCAACAGAGAGUCCGUCCCUGCUAGGACUGUUUUUGGAGUGACCACUGUCCUGACCAUGACCACGCUCAGUAUCAGUGCUAGGAACUCUCUACCUAAAGUGGCCUACGCCACAGCCAUGGAUUGGUUCAUCGCUGUCUGCUACGCUUUUGUUUUCUCUGCUCUCAUCGAGUUCGCCACCGUCAACUACUUCACCAAGAGAGGUUAUGCCUGGGAUGGAAAAAGUGUGGUGCCAGAGAAGCAAAAGAAGAAGAAGGAUUCCCUCCUGAAGAAAAACAACACUACAGCCUACCCAGCUGCCACUGCAACAGCCUUCGCACCCAACAUUGCCAGAGACCCAGGACUGGCCACUAUUGCCAAAAGUGCACCACCACCUCCAACUGAGCCCAAGGAGGAGCCAAAACCCAAGCCUCCAGAGGCCAAGAAAACAUUUAACAGUGUGAGCAAGAUAGACAGGAUUGCCAGAAUAGCAUUUCCCCUGCUCUUUGGAACCUUUAACUUGGUCUACUGGGCAACCUACUUGAAUAAGAAGCCCAAACUGCAGGGGAUGAAUCCACACUAAUCCGUCUUUUAAUCUUUUGAAAUUCUAAAUGUAACUAUUUCAUUCUUUCUUUCGUAUUCCUCCUUAAAAAAAAGAUAUUUAUUUUCAAACAAACAUGGUGUCCAUGCUGGUUUGAACUCCCAGUUGUUGCAUUGCUUCGAUGUUUACUUAAAGAUUUUGAGGAUUUUGAAAAAAACUAAACAGAGAAAAAAAAAAACAAUAUUACAACAGUACUGACUUUGAAAGGCCUGUUGUUCACGGUGAGAAAAUACUAAUAUAAAUAAAUAGUCCAGAGAAUGCUAUUCUACAACCACUCAUAACCCAUAUCUGUACUAAAUAUUUAUUAUUCUAAUUAUUAUCAUUUACAUUUAUUUUUACCAGUGUGUCAGACAUGUGGGAAACCGAGCUAGCCUGGUAUGCACGAAUGAAACAUUAUUUUUUUGUUUAUUUAUUUAUAGAAUUACAGAUAAAUAUUUUUCAGAUGGCUUAACAUUUUAGAUAGAUCAGUAAAAUCAUCCACCUAGUCAUUGUCACCUCCCAUUCUUCCAUUCUAUGUAGAUGAUUUUGCAAUUUAGUAUUACAUCAUUCUUCGAAAAAAUAUUUUAGGGUUCCUGCAAGAGCAAUAAAACAUGUCUCAGUGGACACAGCAUUUAUCUAGGGGAUCAAAAAAGAAGUACGAAAAAAAGUCAAUCAGCUGUGCUCGGCAUAUGAACUACUAAUUUGCUUUCACGGCACUGUAAAUAUUCUCAUGUGUUAGAGGUGUCGACAUUGUUUAAGCUUCGCAAAUUUUACCUAAAGGCUAUGUUUGUUGAUUUCAUCCAAACGUGUUUUCACUUCAUUUCGUUUUAUAUGAAAGAGAUAUCUAUACCUUAUUAUAUAUAUAAAUCUAUAUAUAUAUAUAUACAGUAUAUAUAAAUAUAUACUGGUCUUCUUCAAGCUUAAGUGACUGUUUUUCACCAAGUUAGUGUUCCAUUGGAAGCUGCUUUCACACUGGGGUAAUAUAUCGGUCAGUUGUGCGUCUGUGUGUACACAAUGACAGCAAAGACAACAACACCAUCACUAGUGUAAACACAAACUGACCAGUCAUGAGUAAGAUUGUAUAAAAAAAAGACAUCUCAAACAUUUUAGAGCAUUUUACAUUUAGAAUAAUAAUAAUAAAAAAAUACUUAGAUGGUUUGUUUGGUGAGAUUGACGUGAUUUAUGACCUCAUUUGCCAAAACACCACUUCUAGCAAAGUACAGUUCACAUCACUUAAGGAAAGAUGGGGCAUUCUGAGAAGAAGUGCCUUUCCCAGUGUCAGAGGCGGAGGUGUGAUGGCUGUUACUUUGUUGAUUGAUGAAACAUCCAUGUUGACCAUGACGCUGUGUCCUGGAUCGUGUCUCUCACUAUGGCUGAAAAUUGAAAUAUAUACCCACUCAGAAAGUACCAGCUACACUGCCUUCAGUAUCACAUGCCUGUUUGGAUUCAUUUGCUGUUGUUGUUGUUGUUUGUUGGUGAGCAACAGCGAUAGACGGGGAAGGAGACAGAGGGAGACAGGGAGAGGAAUAGACGUUGAGUUGAGGUGGCACUGUAAUUUUACUUUAGCUGGUACUGUGUUCCGCACAGACUUGUCUUGCAGUUCUACCACAGUGAUAAAGAUUAAUAUAUUUUUGUAGCAUGAUGUCAGUACCCUCUAUAAAGAAGAAAAAAAACAAAACAACCAAAAGUAAGGCAAAUGUGAAAAGAAUGCUUUUGUUUUUGUCUUGAACUUGCUUGCUGUUUUUUUCCCCUGUUUUUUUAUUUAUUUAUUUUUUUCAAUUUAGAAAUGAUACUUUCAUCACCUGCCUCUUCUGUAAAAACGGCAUGUGACGGUUUCUGGACAGUCCUUCUAAAUUAUGUUAAUGUAGCAAUAUUAAUUAGCAAGGGCUUUUCUUAGGAACAUAACAUGACACUUAGCUCUUGGGGGGUUGUAUUCAUUGUAGCUUUACACUGAUUCCUCCUACUUGUAAUUUCUCUAUUAUGCUGUAUCUAGAAAAAUACUAUUGUUUUGGGGGUUUAGUUGUUGUUGUUAUUUAUUGCGUUUUGCAUCCCUGAUGAAGCAGGGUCUGACAUCGUUGUACACACACUCUGGACAUUUUCUGUGUAUUACUAUAGCUGUGGCUUUUCUCAGUAUGUGCACUUCCUGGCAGAAGAAAAACAAGAACUUUCUGUGUAUUUGCACCCAGAGGUGAGAGGGUAAUAAGAUUUAAAUACAACAACUGCUGUUGAUAUUGUUCUGAUUUGCAAUUAGAUUAUGAGCAAAACUGAUACUAUCCUCUAUUUUUUUGACAUCGUUGCAAUCAUCUGCAUGAAGUACAACAUUCAAAUCCACCAAAGCCACAGACAGAGGGUCAAGAAACAGCAAAGUUCAGGGUGAAGAGUUUUACAAAUGAUCCUAAUUCCAAAACUAUUGUAUGUAUGUUUAUUAUCAAGGAGAAAGGAGAUAUAUAUAUAUAUAUAUAAAAAUGUAUACAUAUGUAAUAUAUAUUAUGUAUGCAGAAUUUGAUUAUAUUAAUGAAGACAUUAACUCAAUGAUAAUUAAUAUUGUUUGCGUUAUCAACCUGUUGUUAUGCAUUUUGCACAUUUAGAAUUAACAGUUGCAUUUACAUUUAUAUAGUUAGCUUUGUGCUAUGCAAGGACAGCUUUGAACCACACCAUUUUCCCCCCAGUUGUUGUUUCCAAUACACAAGCAAUGGUAUAUAUAUAUA